AUGGCACCUUCUAGCGCAGUAAAAAUCCCGAAGACCAACUCGUCGGUUCACGAUAUUCAAGCAGAUGCCCCUCCAUUUGGCUCCAGGUUUUUGACUGAGGAUCAGGACGUGUGGAGCAAAAACGCCUGGGACCACGUUCCUCCCCCAUCUGACCAAACAGAACGAAUUGAGAAAGCGCUUGGACGGCAACGAAAUUCCCCAGUGCCAAAGGCGGAAUACUCGAAAUAUAACGAUAACCCUGCUUCUUAUUGGGAUCGAUUCUACAAAUGGAACGAGGGAAAUUUCUUCCGUGACCGCAAAUGGCUCCACCAAGAGUUCCCAGAACUCACCCAAUUAACUGAUAGCGAGGCUGGCCAGGCAACAGUCGUUGAGAUCGGGUGUGGCGCCGGGAACACCGUGUUUCCUCUACUUGAAUCAAACCAAAAUCCCAAACUGAACAUAAUCGGAUGUGAUUACUCUUCCAAGGCGAUCGAGGUUGUACGAGCACACCCCCUCUACACCGCUAACCAUAUUGGAUCUGUCUCAGCCUACGUAUGGGACCUUGCCGGCUCCACUUUGCCACCCGGCGUCGACUCUGGUACGGUUGACGUCGUGGUAAUGGUGUUUGUCCUCAGUGCCCUACAUCCCAAAGAAUGGGCGCAAGCUGUUAUCAACGUCUAUCGAAUGCUGAAACCUGGGGGACUGGUUGUCCUGCGCGACUAUGGCCGUUAUGAUCUCACCCAACUCCGGUUCAAAGAAGGUCGGCUCUUGGAUGAUAACUUUUACGUGCGUGGGGACGGCACGCGCGUCUAUUUCUUUGACUUGGAUGAGCUCGCCUUGCUGUUCACAGGCACAUUAGCGCCCAAGAAAGAGGAUUCCAAAGGAUUGGUCGUGACUUCACAGAUAGAAGAUAACGAUCCGGCGUUCAAAGCCGAGAUUUCGAACGUCAUGAUCCUCACCUCAUCGGACGAUCUUUCUUCAGCACUGGCUCCUGCUCUUGUCGAUGUUAUUCCAACAGAGGAGCUGAGUUCGCGAAACGACCGACCCGCUCUAGCAGAGAGUACGAGUGCGAUUUUGGACGCAUCUCAACACGACACUAUCAUACGGGAUGAGAGGCCCGAGCCGCCAACAUCACUCGAAGAAGUAGACGCGUCAGAUGGUAUUACUCCAGGUCCGUCCGACCCACAUGGACACGAACCUUCGAGCGGAGCGCAGUCUCCAGGCGAGGCCCCCCCACCAUCGACCGAUCGUAUCAAUCAUGCCCAGGCCACCGCUGCGCAGUCGAGUACUGUACUUGGCAUCUCGCAUCCUCUUUUCUCGAUCACGCAGUUGGGCGUUGACCGCCGGCUGCUGGUAAACCGCAAAAGACAACUUCAAAUGUAUCGAGUCUGGAUGCAGGGAAAGUUUAGGAAGAAUUAA
Molecule: messenger RNA, 1398 nt
Organism: Rhizoctonia solani
Lineage: Eukaryota; Fungi; Basidiomycota; Agaricomycetes; Cantharellales; Ceratobasidiaceae
Product: methyltransferase domain protein
Exons: 12
Coding region: 1-1398 (465 amino acids)
Molecular function (GO): tRNA (cytidine-N3)-methyltransferase activity
Source: RefSeq, a predicted model, not a curated record